AUGAUUUGCCUGGUUCUGCACUGUGGUUUCCUGCUUCAUGCUAUUGAAACAUCCAUCACAGUUUAUUAUACAACCUUACCUCUUGCCAGUUCACAGGGACAUUUCCCACGUCUUGAAAAUGUGGGUGCUUCCAAGAACAUUUCCAUCAUGCCAACCCAAGCUACCUGUGGAUUGCCAGAGCGGAGUGUUUUUUGUCAAAGUUCAGCUAAUGUUGAAAGUAUUCACUCCUGUACUCAGCAGUUUUGCAUUCAGAAGUGUCCGUACAGAUCAUCUCCUGUGUCCUAUGCUGCCAUUCUCUCAGAAGGCCUGGGCAACGGUAUCAACCAAGACCAAAACGAUAUGCCUUCUGGAUCUUUUGGCAACACAUCAAGCAUUAUUUUUGAUGGUGAAAAGGGUUCCUUUUCCACUCCUCAUGCUCGGAAGCUUGCUGUUUCAUUUACUUUAACUGUGUGGUUGAAACCUGAGAAAGAAGGUGUAAUGUGUAUGGUGGAGAAAGCUGCUGAUGGGCAGACUGUGUUCAAGCUUACAAUUUCUGAGAAAGAGACAGUGUUUUAUUAUCGCACUAUAAAUGGGCUGCAGCUACCGAUAAAAGUAAUGACACUGGGGAGAAUUCUUGUGAAGAAAUGGAAUCAUCUUAGCGUGCAGGUUCAUCACAACAGAAUUAGUUUCUUUAUAAAUGGUUUGGAAGAUGAUGAUACAGCCUUUGAUUCCAGAAUUCUCACAGGGCUAAUAGCAGAUCCCUCUGUUGAUGGUAUAUGGCGAAUUGGGCAAAAUUUAAAUGGUUCAGAGCAAUUUGUUGGGAGCAUGCAAGAUUUCAGAUUGUACCAAAUGGCACUUACAAACAGAGACAUUUUUGAAGUAUGGUCUGGAAAAUUUCCUCAACUCCAUAUUCAAUCAGAAUGUCAUUGUCCUGGAAGUCACCCAAGGGUACAUCCUUUGGUUCAGAGGUACUGCAUUCCUAAUGGUGCAGAUGACACAACUAAUGACAGAGUGCUGAGACUAAACCCUGAAGCUCAUCCUUUAAGCUAUAUCAAUGAUAAUGAUAUUGGAACUUCAUGGAUUUCAUCUAUAUUUAGCACCACUGAACAUCUACGUCAUGGAGUAACCAUCACCAUUGACUUAGAAAAUGGACAGUAUCAGGUGUUUUAUGUUAUAAUCCAGUUCUUCAGCCCUCAACCUGAAGCAAUUCGAAUACAAAGAAAAAGGCAACCUGCCAUUGGCUGGGAAGACUGGCAGUACUUUGCAAGUGACUGUAGCAUGUUUGGAAUGGAGAAUAAUGGAUCACUGCAAUAUCCAGACUCUGUAAACUGCCUCCAGCUUCCUAGCCAUACCCCAUAUUCCCAUGGAAAUAUUACUUUCAGUGUUCUUACUCCAGAACCAAAUCGUAGGCCAGGAUAUAAUGAUUUCUACAAUUCACCAUCACUUCAAGAGUUUGUCAAAGUCUCAAAGGUGAAGAUUCACCUAUUUGGCCAGUAUCAUACUACCAUGCCUUGGGUUAAUUCUGGACAUAGAUACUAUGGAAUUGAUGAAAUUACAAUCAGUGGGAGAUGUAAUUGCUUUGGCCAUGCUGAUAAUUGUGACACAAGUCAGAGUCCAUACAAAUGUCUCUGCUCCAAGGAAAGCUACACAGAAGGCAAUAAUUGUGAUCGCUGUCAGCCACUGUACAAUGACAAGCCUUUCCAUCCAGGAGAUCAAGUUCAUGUUUAUAAUUGCAAACCUUGUCAAUGUUUUGGCCAUGCCAUAAGCUGUCACUACAAUAAGACAAUGGAUUACUUUCCUAAUGAAUACUAUAGAGGUGGUGGUGGAGUCUGUGAUAACUGUCAACAUAACACCUCAGGAAGAAACUGUGAGUUGUGCAAUGAUUUCUUCUAUCAGAAUGUAGGUGCAGAUCUCUCAGCUUUGGAUGUUUGUAAGCCAUGUGAGUGUUACUCAGCAGGCACCCAAAAUGGUAGUCGCCUUUGCAGUAAGAUUGGAGGCAAAUGUAAUUGCAAAAGACAUGUGUCUGGCAGACAAUGCAAUCAGUGCCAGGAAGGAUUCUACAAUCUACAAGAGUUCAACCCUUCUGGCUGCAGACCCUGUAGCUGUAAUGCCUCUGGGACAGUCGAUGGAGAUACCACCUGUCACCAAAAUUCAGGCCAGUGCAAGUGCAAAGAAAAUGUUACUGGUUUCAGGUGUGAUCAGUGCAAGCUUGGUUAUAAACUCAUCCAGAAUUUUAAGCAAGAUGGAUGUGAGCCUUGCCUGUGUAACAUCCAUGGUUCCAUGAACAAUGUCUGUAAUCCUUCCACUGGACAGUGCACUUGUAAGAAAGGGGUUAAAGGAUUUCAUUGUGAUACCUGCAUUGAUGGCUUUUAUUGGAUGGAUGCUUUUGGCUGCAAACCUUGUCAUUGUCAAAUAGCAGGAUCAGUUUCUGGUACAGUGUGUGAUCCCAGAACAGGAAAGUGUGUUUGUAAGCCUAACUUUGGUGGAAGGCAAUGUGAUGACUGCCUAAAUGGAUAUUAUAAAGAAUGGCAAAAGGAUGCCUUAUUCUGUGUGCCAUGUAACUGUGAUAACUCUGGCUCUGUAAACGGCUCUUUAGUGUGUGACAAAUUGACAGGACAGUGUCUUUGCAAAUCUGGUGUCACAGCCCUUCAGUGCAAUCAGUGCAGGCCCUCUAUGUAUAACCUUACUGCUCAAAAUAUUCUUGGCUGCAUGGCUUGUGACUGUGAUCCUCUAGGGACACUCCCAGGAACAGCAUGUGACCAGACCAGUGGACAAUGUAUUUGCCAGCCUCACCGCCAUGGAAGGAGGUGUGAAAAGUGUAAGCCAGGUUUUUAUAUUUCUACACAUAGUGUGAGUGGCUGCCUUCCUUGUUUGUGCCACCCAAGUGGCUCAGCCAGCAAUAUCUGUGACACUUUCACUGGCCAGUGUGUUUGCCAAGAUUCUUCUGUAUCUGGGAUGAGAUGCAACCAUUGCAGUGACAACUAUUUUGGAUUCAGCUCAGAAACUGGGAAAUGUCAGCAUUGUAAUUGUCAUCCUGCUGGAGCUAUUAAUUGGACUUGUCAUCCCAUUACUGGACAAUGUAUGUGUAAACAAUUUGCAGCUGGCUCAAAAUGUGACAACUGUGUUCCCAAUGCUAGUAAUUUGGAUGUCCACAACCUAUUUGGCUGCAGUAAAACUCCUUCCCAGCAGCCUCCACCACAAGGGCAGGUUCUAAAUUCUUCAGCUAUUAGACUCACUUGGAAUCCACCUGAUUCUCCAAAUUCAAACUGGCUUGCUUACAAGCUCUACAGAAAUGAGACUCAGAUCUACACAACAGAGGACUACUAUCCUUAUAGCCUCCAGGUCUUUACUGAUAGCAAUUUACUUCCGUAUGCCUUCUAUACAUACCACCUUGAAGCAAGCAAUGUUCAUGGAUCUACAAGAAGUACUAACUUGGCCUACAGAACACAGCCAGGGAUACCUCUAGGAAAUUUGCAUUUAAAUCCACUCUUUCCUGUUGGGCCAUAUUCUGUUUCUUUUAACUGGACAGCCUUAUCAAAUGACUCUGGUCCUAUAGAGAAAUAUAUUUUGACAUGCAUUUCUUCAUUGGAACUUCAGUCUUGUGGCCAGUAUGAAAGCUUGGAAACCUCUAUAACUGUCUGGAAUUUAGUUCCGUUUAAAAAAUACAGAUUUUAUGUUCAAGCAUGUACUAGUGGAGGCUGUUUGCUAAGCCAGCAGCUGUCAGUAGUUACUGCACAAGCUCCUCCUGAGGAGCAGCUGCCUCCAGUCAUACAAAGCAUCAGCUCUACUGAAUUAGCUGUAGAAUGGAUCCCACCCAGGAAAACCAAUGGUGUAAUUAUUAGGUAUGAAUUAUACAUGAAAGGAGCUCGACAAUCCAAUGGAAGUCAUGUUCCCCCUGAGAACUGUGUUUUCCAAACCAAUGGAUGGUUCAGUCUUCAUCCAGGAGAAGAAUCUGUACAUGAGGGUGCUUUGACACCACCUCAAACUAGUACUGUCAUCAGUGCUUUGGAGCCAUUCACAGACUAUGAGUUCCGUGUUUUAUCAGCCAAUAUGGCUGGCAGCACAUUUUCAAAUUGGACAAAUCAAAGAACAGCAGAGGCAGCUCCUGUAUUCAUGCCACUUCCAUCAGUAUUCCCUCUUUCACCAUAUUCUCUCAAUGUGUCUUGGGAAAAGCCACGAGAUAAUGAAGCAAGAGGAGAAGUGAUGGGGUAUAGCGUCAAUGUAAUUACCGAACAAAAAGUAUUGCCAAUGUUUUCUCAGAUUUUGUAUGUUGCUAAAGUUCAUGAGCAAUCCUAUACAGUGACUGGACUGGAACCAUACAGAAUGUACUAUUUUACCAUUACUCUCUGCAAUCGAAUCGGAUGUGUUGACAGUAAGCCAGGAAUGGGACAAACUUUAGCUGCUGCUCCAAUUCGGCUAAUUGCCCCUGACACUGAAGGAAUAAACAGCACUGUAAUAAAGAUAACUUGGUAUGAACCUGAAGAAGUUAAUGGACCUCCUCCAGUUUAUCAGCUGGAAAGAACAGAUAUAUCUUUAGCAACAUCAGAUGUAAAUGCAAGGAAGGGAACCCGCUUCCCAGGAAAUGGGUAUUACAAGUUUCCAAAUUCUGCUUUGCCUACAAACACCUAUUUUACAGGUAUUAAAAUGAGCUUUAAAACUACAGAACUUGAGGGUCUACUUUUUCUCUCCAUGUCACCUGGUAAUCAAGAAGAAUACAUUGUCCUUCAAUUGAAAAGAGGACGUCCUUACUUUCUCUUUGAUCCACAGGGUUCUGCUGUUGCAUUAACUCCAGAAAAUGAUGGUAGAAGACGAUAUAAUGAUAACAGUUGGCAUCAUAUAAUUGCAGUAAGAAAUCAAGCUUUGGGAACAAUAAUUAUAGAUGGGCAAUUCACAGGGUCCUCAUCAGCUACGAGUGGUAGUACCAUUAUAGGAGAAAAUACAGGCAUUUUUGUUGGAGGGCUUCCACAAGACUUUACAAUUCAAAGAAAAGCCAUAGUCACAGAAGGAUUUGUGGGAUGUCUCCGAGAUAUCUUCUUGCAAAAGAGGCACCAUCCCUAUGAAGUCUGGGAACCUUUAGACUGGGAAGAAGCAGUGGAACAAACAAAUGGUUAUCGCAGCUGGGAAGGUUGUCCUACUCUGCUUGAAGAAGGAGCACAUUUUCUUGGGAAAGGUUUCCUAGAACUCCAUUCAAAUAUUUUUCAUGGGGGCGUGGAUUUUGAGAUCUCCUUUAUGUUUAAAACAGAUCAAUUCAGUGGAUUACUUCUGUUCAUUUACAACAAAGAUGGGCCUGAUUACAUUGCUGCAAAACUGAAAAGUGGAAGCCUGACUUUCCUACUAAAUAAUGGCAUUGUCUCUACACAUGUGAAUCUCUGGUUAGGACUGUCUUACUGUGAUGGUAGGUGGAAUAAAAUUAUUUUGACAAAAAGAGGAUUGGUAGCUUCAGCAAGGAUGAAUGAAUGGACAGACCAUGUGAUGGAACCUGAUUUAGAGCAACUAUUUGUAAACUCUCCAGUCUACCUUGGAGGAACUCCAGUUGAAGUCCAGAAAGCCUUUAAAGAGCUGGACUUGGAGCAAGGUUUUGGUGGCUGCAUGAAGGAUGUUAAAUUUACACGAGGUGCUGUCGUUAACUUGGCAUCUGUGUCCAGCAGUGCUGUCAGAGUCAAUCUGGAUGGGUGCCUAUCAACUGACAGUGCUGUAAACUGCAGGGGGAAUGACUCCAUCUUAGUGUAUCAAGGAAAAGAGAGGAGAGUUUAUGAUAAUGGCCUGCAACCAUUUACAGAAUAUCUAUACCGGGUAAUUGCAUCUAAUGAAGGAGGAUCUGUAUCUAGUACCUGGAGUCGAAGUCGCACACGAGAAUCAGUUCCACAAAAUGUGCUGACACUCUCAAGAAUUCACAGCAUAAAUGGUUACAACAUUGAAGUUACAUGGGAUGAACCAGUUGGAGUCAAAGGUGUAAUUGAGAAGUAUAUUUUGAAAGCUUCCAGUGAAGAUGGUUCCAACAUAUCUGUUGUCAGUGCAGAGAUUUCUAAUACUGGUUCAUGUACAGGCCUGCUGACAGGUUUGCGUCCCUUUGCAAACUAUGCUGUAACCCUAAUGGCUUGCACUUUGGCAGGCUGUACCGAGAGCUCACAUGCCUUGAACAUCUCCAGUCCACAAGAAGCUCCGCAAAAUGUCCAGCCACCCACAGCUGUUUCAUUCCCCACAUCUUUAUGGUUAAGUUGGGCUCCUCCAAAAACACCAAAUGGGGUAAUAACAAAGUAUAUUGUAUAUAUGGAUGCUCAACAAAUUUAUACUGGAAAUGAAACCAAUCUUAUUGUCAAAGAUUUAAAAGCUUUUACAGCAUACCAGUUUUCUAUCUCUGCCUGCACAAUUGUUGGCUGCAAAAACAGUACCCAGGUCCCUGUGCUUACAGCGGAGCUCCCACCAAUUCAUGUGGAUGUGCCAGACCUGAUAGUUUUGGAUUCUAGAACAAUAGAAGCACAGUGGAAUGCACCAAAGGAAGUAAAAGGAAUGGUACACAGCUACAUUCUGUACAUUGCCAAAAAAGAGAAAAAUGUCAAAGUUUGGGAUGCAAGUUAUAACUCUACAGAUCUUUUUCAGAACUAUACUAUACAAGACCUUUCCCCUGGUACUGAAUACUUCAUCAAGUUAGCAGCCUGCACCAGAGGUGGAUGCACAGUAAGUGAAACUACUUCAGUAAAAACAAUGAAAACGAGCCCAGAAGGAGUUCCAGCCCCUAAAGUCCAGUCGUAUUCCUCUGACUCCUUUAACAUCUCAUGGACUAAGCCAGAGUACAUGAAUGGAUUUAUUAGUAGUUACGGAUUGUACAUGAACGGCAUUCUGGUGCAGAAUUCCUCAGAGCUGGGUUAUUAUAUUUCUGGCCUUUCUCCUUGGAGUCUUCAUGCUUUCAGAGUUCAAGCAUGUACAGCAAAAGGCUGUGCUUUGGGCCCGCUGGUAAAAGCUCGUACAACUGAAGAUGUACCUAAAGGAAACAUUGAACUGUUUGUUAUUAAUGAUGGAGCCAGAGAAGUUAAAGUGAAAUGGUUUCCUCUGUGUGAACCCAAUGGGCAGAUAACGUAUGUUGUUCUUUUCACUGGAAUCUUCUAUGCUGACAAAGCUAAUGGCAAUUACAGUAUUUUGAAUAGCACACAAAUUUUACAUAUCGGCAAAGAAGCAAAUGUCUGGGUGCCCAUUGGAGGACUAAUCCCAUUUUCAAACUACACAGUGGAAGUGAAUGCUUCUAAUAGCCGAGGUUAUGUGAUCAGUGAUCCUGUAAAAAUUGCCCUACCUGCUGGUGCUCCAGAUGGCAUGUUGCCUCCUAGGCUUUCAUCUGCUAUUCCAACCAGUCUUCAGGUUCUCUGGUCUAUACCAGUUCGCAACAAUGCUCCAGGCUUACCCAGAUACCGACUCCAAAUAAGACAUAAGAACUCCCCAGAAGAUAUUACAGAGUUGCUUUCUAAACCAACAACUUAUUUACAUCAUAUACUCAAGGAUCUGCAGCCAUACACAUCUUAUGAACUGAGGGUUAUUGCCUGUAAUGAAUAUGGUGAUACAUUCAGCAACUGGACUCUGAUAGAUACAGCCGAGGAUAAACCAGGAUCUAUUGACCCACCACUAAUCCUGGAAGUGAAAUCCAGAGCAGCAACCAUCUACUGGCAGCCUUCUUCAAAGCCAAAUGGCAUUGUCACUCACUACAACAUCUACCAAAACGGCCAGCUGCACAUUACUAUUCCAGGAGCUAGAUCAAAAUGUAUUGUAUCUUUCUUGCAACCUUAUACAGUUUAUCGAUUUCAAGUAGAAGGCUGCACUUCCAAAGGGUGCUCUCUUUCCUCUGAGGCCCCACCUAUACAGACUCUUCCAGAUGCACCUGAAGACAUCCCUGCUCCAGAACUAUACUCAGACACACCAACAUCUGUGCUAGUAUCAUGGCAAUCUCCUCUUCAUCCAAAUGGACUGGUUGAAAACUUUACAAUAGAGAGGAGAGUGAAAGGAACAGAACAAGCAUCCACAGUAGCCUCUUUGCCCUCCAAUUGUUCCAAGAGUUAUCUAGAUCAAAGUACUGGUCUUAGCCCAUGGAAGCAAUAUGAAUAUAGAAUAUCGGCAAGCACUUUUCAAGGUGGCGUUAACAGCAGUUCUUGGGUAGAAGUCAUCACCAGGCCCUCAAGACCUGCAAACAUCCAGCCUCCUAAGGUGCAAGUAUUAGGUCCAUAUACUGCCCAGGUUUCCUGGGAGUCUCCUUCCAUUUUAAAUGGAGAAAUACUAAGCUAUGAGAUCCACAUGCCAGACCCUCAAAUUACUGUAACUAACAAUUUGACAUCUUCAAUGAGCCACACAGUAACCAACCUGAUCCCUUUCACAAAUUACUCAGUCACCAUAGAAGCUUGUGCUGGAGGUGGAGGUUAUAUUGGAGGGUGCACCAAGAGCUUACCUACAUAUAUGGUUACACUUCCAACACUUCCCCAAAAUAUUAGUCCUGUGUCUGUGAUUCCGAUUAGUGAAUCAGUAAUUACUGUGUCUUGGCAACCACCAUCUAAGCCCAAUGGACCUCACAUAAGAUAUGAGCUCCUGAGACGUAAAAGCCAGCAGCCACUUGCAUCAAAUCCCCCUGAAGAUUUAAAUCUCUGGGACAAUAUUUACUCAGGAACUCAGUGGUUUUAUGAAGAUAAGGGUCUUAGCAGGUAUACAACAUAUGCGUAUAAGCUGAAAGUACAUAAUGAAGUAGGAUAUACGUCAAGUGAAGAAGUGGUUGUUACAACAUUAGCAGGGUUUCCGAAGAGAGGCAGUAAGGUUGCUGCACGGCCUCUUAACCACACAGCUGUAGAAGUGAAAUGGGCCACUCCAACCUUACAAGAUAUACAAGGAAAUAUUGAAUAUUAUUUCCUUUCCUGGAAUGACACUGCCCAAAUAAACUCCAGAAAGAUCCCUGCAAGUGAAAACAGUGCUGUUAUUGGUGAACUAUAUCCAAACACAGAGUAUCAGAUUUGGCUUCAAGCUUUCAGUGGGAUUCACAGCAUCACAAGUGAACCAGUGCAUGUGACUACAGCAGAUAGAGAGCCAGAGGGCAUGCUCCCUCCAGAGGUUGUCAUCAUCAACAGUACAGCUGUAUGUGUCAUUUGGACAUUGCCUUCAAACUCAAAUGGUGUUGUCAUGGAGUAUUCUAUUUAUGUAAAUAAUAACCGAUAUGAGACUGGAAUGAAGGUGCCUGGAUCUUUUAUUUUAGGAGAUUUGUCUCCAUUCACUAUUUAUGACAUACAGGUUGAAUCCUGUACAAGGAAUGCUUGUGUGAGAAGUAAUGGAACCCAAAUUACAACUGCAGAAGAUGAGCCUAAAGAGUUAUCACCACCAUGGAUCUAUGUCCUUGGUUCAAGGUCACUUCAGAUUAACUGGGCAUCACCAGGACAACCAAAUGGCAUUAUCUUAGGAUAUGAACUGUUGCGUAAAGCUCAGCAUCCCUGCACUGAGGCAAAGCAACUGUCAAAACAUCAACGUGAAGGAGCUUGUCUGCUUUUGGAAUGCAACACUAAUGAAAAUACAUGUGGAGGACAAUGCUGUAAUCCUCAGUUUAAGAUAUGUUGCAAUGGGAAUCUGUACAACAAUACUCCAAGUUUCCAAUGCUGUGAGGACAAGUAUCUUCCAUUUCUUCUUAAUACAUCAGUUGUUUGCUGUGGAGGUCAGAUGUAUACAGUGGAACCAGAGUAUCAGUGUUGUGGUAACUAUUCUACACGGGUAUUCACCGAAGUGUGCUGCCCAAAUGAAAACCUAAACUGGGUCUCUGUUGGAAUUGGAGACUCCUACUGCCAGGGCAUUCUUUUGUCAGGGAACCAGAUUUGUUGGUUCCCUGGUGGGUCACUGCCUGAUGGCUUCAAUCACCAAUGUUGUGGUGGGCAAAUAGAAAACAAAGACCUGAUUUGCUGUGGUACUGCAGAAGUUGGAAAAACCUAUCAACCUACAACAGGAAUGUUCUGUUGUAGACAUGAAUAUGUGAAUAUGUCAAGUACCAUAUGCUGCUCAGCUUUCAGUGGUGAGGCUAAAGCCCACAUUAAAAAGAAUAACCCAGUGCCAUUAAAAUGCUGCACAACUGAACUUAUUCCAGAGAGCGAGGAAUGUUGUAAUGGACUUGGAUAUAAUCCCCUGAAAUAUGUUUGCUCUGACAGGAUUUCAUCUGGAAUGAUGAUGAAGGUAAAAGAAGAAUGUAAAUGCAGCCUACUGUGCCCUAUAUAUAUGGAAGCACUGGCAUACUGUGGACAAUGUGGCUUUGAUGAGCAUACUUGUCUAUGUGCUUGGAUAAAGAGCCCCUGGAGUUAUACAAAAAAUAAAGAAAAUAAAAGCGUAUGCCCAUCUUUGGAGGAGAAGGUUUAUAGAGGAGGCCCAACUCAGUACUCAUUCAAAGAUCAGAACCUAGAACCUCAUGUUACAUAUGAAUACAGGAUAGCUGCAUGGAACAAACACGGGAAAGGUUUAAGUGAAAUUAAGAGUGCAACCACUAAACAAGAUGUCCCUGAAGGUAUAAGUCCACCUCAUUGGACAAAAGUGGAUAAUCGAGAAGAUGUAAUAUUUCUAACCUGGAAGGAACCUCAUCAACCAAAUGGUAUCAUCAUUUAUUAUAUAAUUUUUCGAAAUGGAGUUGAGCAUUUCAGAGGAAAGGAACUGUGCUUCUUGGACACGAGUGGUAUUCAACCAUACCAGGAAUACUCAUACCUAUUGCGUGCUUGCACUGUUGCUGGAUGUUCAGACAGUAGCACGGUAAUUGCAGUCACUGUCCAAGGAGUCCCAGAGAACGUUCAGCCACCAACAAUUAUAGCUCUAAAUGCAACAACCUUGCAUUUGAGUUGGGUGGCACCAAAGAAGCCAAAUGGUAUAAUCAGAGAAUACCACAUCCGUCAAAUUGGAAGGGGAUUUAUUCAUACUGGCCCUGCAGACCAGAUGCAACACACUGUCACAGAUCUUCAGCCUUAUGAAAACUACAACUUCACACUCACUGCAUGUACAUUUGCUGGAUGUACUACUAGUCAGACAAGUGCAGGUAGAACAUUGCAAGCUGCUCCUCAAGGGGUAUGGUCACAGCCUCGUCAUAUUAUAGUAAGCUCUAAAAUUGUGGAAUUGUAUUGGGAUGAGCCAGAAAAACCCAAUGGAAUUGUCAUUCAAUAUAGAUUGUUUUGUAACGGAGAAGAGAUUUUAAAAGGUAGUAAAGAAAAUCUGAAUUUUACCCAUUCUGCCCUGCAACCAAAUAACAGAUAUGCUUACUGGCUAGAAGCCAGUACGUGGGGUGGUAGCAAUACCAGUGAAAAAUAUAUUGUCCAGACACCAGUAACAACACCAGAGGAGAUUCGCAUACCACAUAAUAUUACAGUAAUUAAUGCAUAUUCCAUAUUUGUAGCAUGGGACAUUCCUGGCUCAUUUAAGAACAAUGUGCCUUUGGAGUACAAUAUAUUACUAGAUGCUGGCAGUACCUCCCUAUUUGUAAAACCAGUUGGGCAAUCCAACUUUGUUCUUCUGGAUGGACUUGAUCCAUGCACCCAAUAUGAAAUAAGGAUACAAGCCUGCCAGGAUGUUGGCUGUGGAGUUGGUGAACGGGCAUAUGCAACCACUGCUGAAGCCUUUCCUGAAGAUUUGAGUCCUCCUGUCAUUGCAGCCAUUGGACCAACAUCCAUAGAGGUGAAAUGGACACCACCUGAAAAACCCAAUGGAAUAAUUAGAAACUACUUUGUUUACAGACGUCCCAUGGAAACUCAAGAGGAAAUGCUUGUGUUCAUCUGGUCUGAAGGCACUUUAGAAUUUAUUGAUGCUACAGAUGCUCUUCAGCCAUUCACAGAGUAUGAAUACUGUGUCAAGGCUCAGAAUUCCAAAGGUUCUGUGGAUAGUUCAUGGUCUUCAACACAGACCCUAGAAGCUCUACCAUCAGGCAUGAAAGCUCCCUCAGCACAAGCAAUCAGCGCUCAUUCUGUGUUCCUAAAUUGGACCAGCCCUGCUUCUCCUAAUGGUGCUAUUUCUCAGUUUCAUGUUAUCUAUCAAGAGAGACAGAACGACCCAACAUUUAACACUCAGGAUACUACUGCACUAACAGUUCCAGGAGUGAGGCAUCAAACUUACUUGUUUGGUUUGAAGCCAUUUACAACAUACUAUAUUCAUAUUGUUGCUAUCAAUAGUGCUGGGCAAGUUGCCAGUCCAUGGACUUCAGUGCGCACUCUGGAAGCUUCCCCAGAUGGCCUAAGCAACUUUACAGUGGACCAGAAAGAGAAUGGCAGGGCUCUGUUACUCAGAUGGACAGAGCCUUCCAAACCCAAUGGUAACAUUAAGAUUUACAAUAUUUUCAAUGAUGGUAACCUAGAAUAUAGUGGCUUGUCUCGUCAGUUCCUCUUCAGACGUCUUGAGCCCUUCACCGUCUACACUCUCAUUCUUGAAGCUUGUACGGCAGCUGGUUGCACUCGCUCUUCACCGCAGCCAAUUUGGACAGAUGCAGCCCCCCCUGCAUCUCAAAUGGCUCCUGUAAUCCAUUUGGUGAAUGCAACCAGCAUUGAACUGAGCUGGUCUGAGCCAAUUAAUUCAAAUGGAAAAAUAAUGCGCUAUGAAGUUAUUCACAGACACACCAAAGAAAAUGCUUCAGGGGAAAAUAGAACGACAGAAGAAGAGAACAUUGUUUUCACAGAAUAUAACACUGGGAGUAAUGCAUUUGUAUAUCAUGCUCAGCAUUUGCAGCCGUGGACUACAUACGAAUAUAAAAUACGUGCCUGGAAUUCAGCCGGCUACACAGAUAGCUCUUGGUCUGCUGCAAAAACCAGCCAAGCUGCCCCAGAGGGUUUGGCUGCUCCCAUGCUAACUUAUAUCCCAGAAAAUCCCAGCAAAAUGUGGAUUUCAUGGUCAUUCCCAGAAAAAAGCAAUGGUAUUCUGCUGUCAUAUAAGCUCCAAAGAAAUGAUGUUCCCUAUCCUUUUAGCUUUGAUGCUUCAACCUUCAACUAUACUGAUGAAGACUUGAUUCCAUAUACAGAAUACCAUUAUGCAAUAACUGCUUGUACUCUGGGAGGCUGCUGCACUAGUGACCAUUCCAGAAUACGGACAUUAGAGGGAGCUCCAGCAGCAGUCAGCCCACCUACUCUAGAAGGUAUACAUUCAACCCAGAUUAAUGUAUCUUGGUCACCACCCCAAAUUCAAAAUGGUGAAAUAAUAAAGUACAUUUUAAAGCUGAAUGGUAAAGAACUAUAUGUUGGAAAGAGUUUAUUCAGGACAGUAUUGAAUCUACAACCUUACACUAAAUAUGACAUCACAUUGGUUGCCUGUACCAAUGGGGGCUGCACUGUUAGUGCAUCCCAAUCUGCCUGGACAAUGGAAGCCCCACCUCUUAACUUAGAUCCUCCCAAGUGGUUAGUGACAGAUUCAGAAUCAAUAGAAAUCACAUGGAAAGCUCCCAAUAAUCCAAAUGGUAAAAUCCAGAUUUAUGAGCUGAGGAGGAAUGGAUUGCUGGUUUAUUCAGGUCUAGAUACACACUAUAAGGACUUUAUGUUAACUGCUGGAGUAGAAUACAGCUAUACUGUCACUGCAAACAACAGCCAAGGAAGUGUUACCAGUCCAAUAACCAAGAUAAGAACCAAGCCUUCUGCCCCAUCUGGAAUGUCUUCACCUAGGUUACAUCUGUGGUCCUCACAGACCAUUUUAGUUACUUGGGAUCCUCCAGCAAAGAUCAAUGGUGACAUAAUCAAUUAUACAAUCAUUCUUUGGGAGCCUAUUAAAUCACAAAAGAAAAUGGUUUAUCUGGAUUCAUUUCAUGAUUCUUUUGGAAGACGGUCUUACAAUUUAACAGAACUAAAACCCUAUCACAGGUAUGAAGUGCAAGUGCAAGCUUGCAGUCUUCUGGGCUGCAUUUCCAGUGAAUGGGCUUCUGUACAGACUCUUGAAGCACCCCCUGAAAUACAGCCAGCUCCUUUCAUAGAUGUCCAGUCAAGUCCUGAUGGAUUCCAGACUGUUCUUUCCAUCAUGUGGACUGGUCCAAAGCAUCCAAAUGGAGACAUCUUACAUUAUGAGCUUUAUCGAAGACAGCCAUUACCCAAUCAACGCAAAGUCAGCCUUGUUUAUAAUGGUUCAUCUACUUCAUUCAAAGAUGGCACACUCCUGCCUUUUACUGAAUAUGAAUAUCAGGUUUGGUCAGUUAAUUCUGCCGGCCGAACUGCUAGCAGUUGGACAAAAGGUAUGACAGGUCCAGCCCCUCCUCAAGGACUUCCUGCCCCUUCAUUUGAAACAGUAGCUUCCACCUCUGCUGUUGUGAACAUCCGUCCUCCUCGGAAGCCAAAUGGGAUAAUCACUCUCUACAGGUUCUUCUCCAAUAACACCAAAGGAAAGGAGAAAGUGCUCUCAGAGGGAACUACCCCUCAACAAACAAUCCAUGGACUUAAACCUUUUACCACUUAUUCUAUUGGGGUUGAGGCUUGCACAUGCUUCAACUGCUGCAGCCAGGGACCAAUGGCGCAAGUUACCACACAGCCAGCUCCACCCACCCAGCAGCCUUCUCCCCAUGUACACAGCCUGACCUCAAGAAAUGCUUCUUUCCUGUGGGAUGCUCCUCGGGAACCCAACGGCAUUGUGAGAAGGUAUGAACUCCACAUGUACACAUCCUGCCUUCCCUGGUUACUGCCCAUAGAAAGAGUUUGCAAGCCUGGACCUAUUGAAGUGAGAUAUAGAGGAAAUAAUCAGCAUUCCAACGUGAGUGACCUUCAGCCUUAUACCACCUACAAGCUGAGAGUGGUGUCCUACAAUUCAGUUGGAAGCACUACUUCGGAAUGGAUCACUUUUACUACUGAAAAAGAGGUUCCUCAGUACAAAUCACCAUUUAUCAUAAUUGGAAAUUUAUCCACCAUCUUCCUGGAUUGGAGUCACACCUUCCUACUGAAUGGGCUUCUGAAGGAAUAUGUGCUAAUGGAAGCAGGGCGACUCAUCUACAGUGGCUUUGACACCAGACUGUAUUUGCCAAGGACGUCUGACAAAACUUAUUUAUUUCAGGUGACUUGCAUCACUGAUGAAGGGAGUGCUGUAACACCAGUAAUCAAAUACAACGCUGCUACUGGAUUUGGUCCUGUCUUGACAACUCCAGGAGAAGAUAACAAAGGCAACACAAAGCAAGCAAUGUUCUACACAGAGCUGUGGUUUGUGGUGCUAAUGGCGAUCCUUGCCUUGAUCCUCCUAGCAAUUUUCCUGUCUCUAAUUCUACAGAGGAAAAUAAACAAGCAGCUGUAUGCACGGGAAAGGCCUCCUUUAGUCGCAGUUCAAAAGAGAAUGUCACCAAUGAAUGUCUAUUCACAAGGAGAAACACAGAUGGGUCUGGCAGAUACAAAAAUUCCAGGACCAGCAUCCCCUCCGAGUACACACAGCAGUAGAAACAUUUCUGUCCUUCAGGUACCAAGCCAAAGCCAGAUAGAGGAUAGCUUUUCCCAAGGUUCCCUACAUCGAAGUGUCAGUCAACUCACUGAAGUAUCUGAGAAAAAAUCCUCAAUAGAAGAUGCCAUUGUUCGUGGCCAUGACAGUAGUUUGUGUGUGGAUGAUGAAGAUCUUGUGAGCACUAUCGAAAGCUUCAGUACUGUCACCAAAGAACAUACAACAUUUACAGAUACUCACUUGUAGGUUAUUUAGUACUGUUGCCACAGCAUAGGCAAGAUA
Candoia aspera is the source of this 15621-nucleotide messenger RNA. It is a transcript of the gene USH2A, whose product is annotated as usherin. Gene Ontology annotation, cellular component: membrane. Lineage: Eukaryota; Metazoa; Chordata; Lepidosauria; Squamata; Candoiidae. The coding region runs from base 1 to 15585 and encodes 5194 amino acids. The record is from RefSeq and is a predicted model, not a curated record. Gene Ontology annotation, molecular function: protein binding; cytokine receptor activity. The transcript has 71 exons.